Messenger RNA from Meira miltonrushii, 1730 nucleotides. RefSeq lists its product as uncharacterized. The coding region runs from base 282 to 1643 and encodes 453 amino acids. The record is from RefSeq and is a predicted model, not a curated record. The transcript has a single exon. Lineage: Eukaryota; Fungi; Basidiomycota; Exobasidiomycetes; Exobasidiales; Brachybasidiaceae.
AUUGUACAACAAUUGAUUUGCAUAAAUGCUUCGAUAUAUGUGAUACGUAUUGCAUCAUUCAUGACCUACUCCCCGGCAGCAAAGAACCCCACUCAUUUGUACAAAGAGGAGUUCUCCUUCUUUUUGUUCUGUCUUUUUGAUUUAGGAUAUAAUUCUUGUCCAACUAGACGCAGAGUGAUCUGAGCGUUUAGAAUUAAAGCUUGAACAUCUUGUGUGCCGUACACGUAUAAAUGCAUACAUCCUCCUCAUGACCAUAUGCCAUCAUUUGACAGACACACACAAUGCAAACGCUAAUAUCACCACAAGCAUUGCCUGAAUCACAAGCAACAUCUCUUUCUCCUCUUUUCACACGAUUGUUGGAACUACGAACAAAGAAACAAUUAGAACGAUUAGCGAUAGAAUGUCAAGAAGCAAUCGUCUCUUUACCCGAAUCUGAUCGACCGGAUUCGUAUGAAGGUUUGUUGGACGUUGCAAGAUUCUGUAUAGAUGAAGAGCCAGGAUGGCCAGAUGAGGAUAAAGUAAUCCUGUUGGGAGGACAUCCAAGGAUUGGUGCAAAAACGGGCACAAUGAGCAGUGAAAGUGAAAAAGAACAAAAAGCAAAUACGUCAGAUACAGAGGCUGAUGCGAAAUUGGCACGAUUGAAUUUCAUAUACGAAAGACGCUUUCCCUCUCUGCGAUAUGUCACUUACGUUGCCGGAAGACCCAGAAGUGCAAUCGCAAAAGAAUUGGAGGAUAUGCUUGGUGAAUCGCUGUCCAAAUUGGAGCCCCCGAGCAGCGUUGAUCCUGAAUCACCUAGUUCUGAAGCACAAGAAUGGGCAGAGAAGAAUGUCGAACCACUAAAACCAACAGACGAAGAGUGGCAGAGUGAGUUAAACAGAGGCUUGGAUGCUUUGUUUGAGAUUGCUGCAGAUCGUGCAAACAAGAUUACCGAAGAAGAGUAUACCGCACCGCCAAGAACGACACCUUUCAUCGAUGAAGACGAAGCUUUUGACGAACCUUUUCUUACGUUGGAAAAGUUUAAAGCUUUGGUGCAUUCUUCACCUUUGCUGGAGACAUUCUUCGAUACAGAUCUUCCAUCCUCUUUCUACCUCGUUCCACCUCCACCGCCCCAAGAGAGCGCAAGGGAUGCAUUGGCAACACUGGCUGCCGUUGCAGUGACUGGUGGUGGAGGUGGUGAUGCAACGAGGAAGCGUGUCAAAGGUCUUCUUGGAGGAUUGUGGGGCGAGGUGACAGAUAGAGCAGGAAAGGUGACCGGACGAGAAACAAGAUCAGGACCAAGACCUGCUUUCGGACGAGAAGAAAUAUUACGUGGUGAAGAAAUGCGAGCGAAAGGAGCUCAACCCUCUACGCCCGCACCUUCAGCACCUUCUGCCGAUUUAACAGAUGCAGAAGAAAGUUUAAAGAUGGCAACGCAAAGAUUGACAGAUAUGGAACGUAGUCAUUUCGUCAUUGAUGAACCCACCGCGGCCGGUGAAGGCGAUGCCGAGGAUGAUGAUGAAUUUGAUGAUGCUGCAGAAGGAGAGGAAGAGGAAUUAGGUUUGGGUAUGGAACGAUUGGACGUUGCAGAAGGAGCAGAGGAAGCCAAAGACAAGGAUAAAGAGAUUGCCAAAGGUGUGUAUCGCAUAAAAUCAUGUUUGCUAUGAUUGUCUACUGACUUUAUCUCUCUUCCCUAUCUAAUAGACUUACGUACAGCUACAGCGCAAUAGAAAAAGCAUAUCCAAGAUUGUCUA